AUGUGUGGAGAUGACGGGGAUCAAACCCCGCAGGGUUUUCACACUGAGCUACAUUUUCAGAACAAAACCGCAGAACUACUGAAACAUUCCGAUCAGCUGAUCCAACUUGACAGGCUCACCCUGUCCGACUGGGUUCCGGAGAAUGAGGCUAGUGUACGGAAUCGCCAUGAGCUGGGUGAUUCCGGUGCCGGAACCGCGCAAAGUGUGCAUGUGAUCGAGAACACGCGGCUGAUCGCGAUGAUGUUUCAUCAUCCGGUUGCGGCAACACUCCAGUCACAAACUUCCGUGCAUCGCCUGACCCGGAUGGAUUCAAAUGCUACCGGGGUCAGUGAUAGUCCGUCACUGUUCAGCCCAGAUUGUGGACCAUUUCAACGUUCCUAUGUGCUUUGGCUUCCUCAAACCCCGAUCGAUAUGGCCCAGUUUGACGAAUUCCACAUGCAUCACGAACGGAUAUUUCGAUAUCUCUAUACCCGGGAUUUGGAGGCGACAUCUUAUUACAAAGCGGAAUUCCUUAGGCGAAACGGCCUGUCCGCGGAUAUCCGUGCCACACUGUGUGACUGGAUGAUCAAGGUCCAACAGUACUUGAAGCUGCGCACCGAAACACUUCAUUUGGCCGUUAGUCUGGUUGACCGGUACACAUGGUUACAAGAUCGGAUGAAUCCGUCUGACUAUCAGCUGGUCGGAAUCACUGCUCUGUUUGUUGCCGCCAAAUUUGUGGAACGGUUCGCUCCGACAACGACCACAUUGUGCUAUCUGACAGAGAACUCGUACAAACCGAAGCAGGUAUUGGAAUUCGAACUGCACCUGUUACAAACGCUGGACUUUGAUGUGGCUAUACCGCUCCCGCAUCACUUCCUGACGAGAGCCAUGCUUGCCUGUGAUGAUCUGACUUAUAGUGAACGAGCCAAGGUUGAGCUUAUCUGUUGUUAUUUGUUUGAGCUAUCUCUCACUGAGGUAUCUGCUGUUGGCGUUCCCGCAAGCACGCGUUGUGCAGCCGCAGUGCGUCUCGUUCGACAACUCCUACAAGUUGAACGCGAACGAGUGACCAGUUCACCAAACACGAGUGUUUGGGACACGGACAGUUUGGGUCACGGACUGGAGGCCUGGAACGAUAGAAUGGUGCGUAUUCUAGGUCAUGAUGACAAUACGCAUCUACGCACAAUUGCAUUGAUCUAUGUGCGUGCGUUGAGGCGAUUUCAAUCCGGCUCUGCGGUCCCUAAGCAACGGUUUGAGGCUGCGUUUCACAAGUUCAGUAACCGAGGCUAUCGUUCCGUGGCCCAGUGUGAUACACUUCAGUUGUGCGACUACGAUUCCGUGGAGGUCGCUCUCUAUCAGAUGAACACAUCUGAUCAGCCUCUGUCCAUGUAA
Echinostoma caproni is the source of this 1368-nucleotide messenger RNA. Lineage: Eukaryota; Metazoa; Platyhelminthes; Trematoda; Plagiorchiida; Echinostomatidae. The record is from the annotation of a GenBank genome assembly.